Messenger RNA from Penaeus monodon (black tiger shrimp), 2554 nucleotides. RefSeq names its product E3 ubiquitin-protein ligase RNF14-like. Gene Ontology annotation, biological process: ubiquitin-dependent protein catabolic process; positive regulation of proteasomal ubiquitin-dependent protein catabolic process; protein polyubiquitination. Lineage: Eukaryota; Metazoa; Arthropoda; Malacostraca; Decapoda; Penaeidae. Gene Ontology annotation, cellular component: ubiquitin ligase complex; cytoplasm. The transcript has 7 exons. The record is from RefSeq and is a predicted model, not a curated record. The coding region runs from base 150 to 1688 and encodes 512 amino acids. Gene Ontology annotation, molecular function: ubiquitin conjugating enzyme binding; ubiquitin protein ligase activity; zinc ion binding.
CAUUUGCCGUAACAGGACAGAAUAAAAUGCGCCCGUAGCCCGUCUCCUAAGUCAGCUGUUCUCGCUGUAAACAAGAGGACGGGCAACAGUCAUAUUCCCUCCUUUUCUACAUCAUUUAUCAACGUUGAAAGUCACAGCAAGUCAAGAGUAUGUCUCUUGAUGGAGAAGAGCAAGAUGAUGAACUGCUGGCCUUAGCAAGCAUAUAUGAGGACUCUUUUGUCUCAGCGUUGGAUCAUGAUGCAGAGGCAGACUUGGCUGUGAAAGAUGAGGUUUUAAAAGGAGGAGAACUUGCUAUACACUUAGACUUACCUCCUGAGUUCUCAGUACUUUCUAAAAGAGUGGGGGAUAAUGAUGAAGUGCUUGAACAGAGGCUUGUGGUGGAACAUUUGCCUCCACUCUACCUUCACUUCACAUAUCCCUCCACAUACCCCUCGGAACAUCCACCAAAUUUCACACUCUCCUGCAAGUGGCUUAACCGUGCACAGUUAACUCAGCUCUGCACCCAGUUGGAUGCUCAAUGGGAAGAGAACAAAGGAAGUGUUAUUAUGUUCACCUGGGCCCAGUUCCUGAAAGACAGCAGUCUCGAAAGCCUUGGUUUUACUGAUGAAUUAGAUUUAGAUAUUAUUAAGCCUGUCCAAGGUGUGAACAUUGGUGAUGGGCCAUUGCAACAGGAAAUUCAGGGGGAAACUGGUGCUAAUGGAGAUGAAGGCAAAAUCUGUGAUAAUUCCCUUAGUGAUAAUAGUGGUGAAACGGAAGGAGCUGCAGUUGUAACUGAAGCAAGACGAGGUAGCCUGAGCCUUGAUUCUCGAACUAUUCAGGACAUUGCUCCAAAUACAAAUAUGCUCAGAUUGCUGCGUGACUAUGAUGAAGACAUGAGAAGGAAAGUCUUCAGUAAUAAGAAUUUUGAAUGUAAAGUUUGCUUUAUGGAUAAGCUAGGGAAUCAUUGUUUAGAAUUCUGGCCUUGCCAUCAUGUAUAUUGCAAAGACUGUAUGGCAUCUUAUUUUGAGGUGCAAAUCAAUGAGGGAAACAUCAAGUUCCUCAGAUGUCCUGAGGAUGACUGUGAAUCAGAAGCCAACCCAAAACAGGUUCAAGAGCUUGUCUCAGAAGACAUGUACAAGAGAUGGGAUGAAAUGUUGCUCAACACUACACUGUCUGCAUUGGGCGAUAUCCAGCCUUGCCCAAGGAUGCACUGCCAGUACCCUGUGACUAUAGAGGAAGGCCAAGGAACCUGUCCUUCGUGCAAGUUUGUCUUUUGUGGUUUGUGCAGAUUUGGAUGGCAUGGGAUUGAGCCUUGUAAGCUGAAGAAGACUGAAGCAAGGCAAGCCUUAGAUCUGUAUGUAAGUGGAGACGAUGAUGCCAAACGGGAACUGGAAAGAAGAUUUGGCAAGAAGUACAUGGAAAUGCUGAUGAACGAAUACCUUUCCCUGAACUACUUGGAAGAGAAUGCAAAGCAGUGCCCCAAGUGCUAUGCCAAGAUUGAGAAAAUUGAUGGCUGCAACAAGAUGACUUGCCAGCAGUGCAGCAACUACUUCUGCUGGCUGUGCAACAAAUUGCUCAACAAAUUCAGGCCAUAUGAGCACUUCAAUGACAAAAGGUCCCCCUGCUUUGACAUGCUUUUUGCUGGGAUGGUUGAGGAUGAGAUUGGCAUGUCAGAUGACGAGGAGGAGGAGAUAAAUGAUCUUGAAUGAGUCUGGAGAAGUUAAGCACAGGUGUUAUUUGGAAAUGGUGUUUGUCUUAGUGAGAUUGGCUAUGUACUGUAUGUUGCAUUUUUCAUUUAUUAAUAUUGUCACCUUUUUUUUUUUCAUAUUUAUGUAAUUGUAUUAUUAUUAUUAUUAUUAUUAUUAUUAUUAUUAUUAUUAUUAUUAUUACUAUUAUAACUAUUACUAUUAUCAUUAUUACCUAUUACUAUUACUUAUUAUUAUUACUUAUUAUUAUAAUCAUUAUAUUAUUACACAUCACCAUUCUUAUUGUAAUCACAUAUUAUUAUUAUUUUUUUUUUUUAUUAUUAUUAUUAUUAUUAUUAUUAUUAUUAUUAACAUCAUCAUCAUUAGUAAUAUCAUUAUUACUAUUAGUGAUUCUCAUUAUAUUUUGAUUAAUAUUAUCAAAAUGUAUUACUAUUGCCCUCACAAAUCAUGAUCAUUGCUGACCAUCACCACCACCAUUGUCCUUUGCAAGAGUGUAAACCAUAUUAUUGCUGUAAGUACGAGCUUAUAAAUGCAGCCGCCACGUCCCCAUAGAGAGAGGAAAAGGGGAAAUCAGUCAAAGAUAAGGAUAAAAUUUUUAUUCUUGAGAAUUAUAAUAACAGCAGAUUUUGCCCACUAGUGUAAGUAAUCCUUGGAGUUAAUAAGCAACAGUAAUAUUUUUUUUCGUUAUGGAAGGAUUACUCACAUACAUAUGGUGUAAUGAGAAAGUAAUUAUAUAACUUAUUUUAAUUACUGUUAUAUUAUUAUUAUUACUGUUAUAAUCAUUAUUUCAUUAUUAUUAUUAUUAUUAUUAUUACUAGUAUUUUUUUAGUAUUAUCUUUAUUUUGCUUUAAUCAUCAUCAUCAUCAUCA